Molecule: messenger RNA, 2127 nt
Organism: Pongo pygmaeus (Bornean orangutan)
Lineage: Eukaryota; Metazoa; Chordata; Mammalia; Primates; Hominidae
Gene: SRFBP1
Product: serum response factor binding protein 1
Exons: 8
Coding region: 185-1474 (429 amino acids)
Biological process (GO): maturation of SSU-rRNA
Cellular component (GO): nucleus; 90S preribosome
Source: RefSeq, a predicted model, not a curated record
AUCUCAGUUCCGGUUUUCCCUUCCAAGCGUCAACGUUUCUUUUUCCCAGGCGGCAGCUAGAGCAGAAGGCGGAUGAGUUUUGGACAGAAGAGGCUUCCGUUGAGGGGCGUGGCGACGCAGCCGCGGUCUGAGAGACCCGGUUCACGUGCAGGCAGCGGUGGAAUGUCAUAUUCCUUCAUCUACCAUGGCUCAGCCGGGAACUCUGAACCUCAAUAACGAGGUUGUGAAGAUGAGAAAAGAAGUGAAGAGAAUUCGAGUUUUAGUUAUCCGAAAACUUGUCAGGAGUGUUGGCCGACUGAAGUCAAAAAAGGGUACUGAAGAUGCACUGUUAAAAAACCAAAGACGGGCGCAACGAUUGCUUGAAGAAAUCCAUGCCAUGAAGGAAUUGAAACCUGAUAUGGUAACUAAAUCUGCUCUUGGUGAUGAUAUCAACUUUGAAAAAAUCUGCAAAAAGCCAGAUUCUACUGCAACUGAAAGAGCAAUUGCCAGACUAGCAGUACAUCCUCUUCUGAAGAAAAAGAUAGAUGUGCUAAAAGCUGCUGUACAAGCCUUUAAAGAAGCAAGACAAAAUGUUACUGAAGUUGAGUCAUCAAAGAAUGCUUCAGAGGACAAUCAUUCUAAGAAUACUUUAUAUUCAAAUGAUAAUGGAAGUAAUUUACAGCGUGAAGGAACUGUCAUCAGUGAGCAAAAAGUCAAAGAAACCAAAAUAUUGGCGAAGAAACCAAUACAUAAUUCAAAGGAAAAAAUAGCCAAGAUGGAACAUGGACCUAAAGCAGUGACUAUUGCAAAUUCUCCAUCAAAGCCUUCAGAAAAGGAUUCUGUAAUUUCCCUUGAGUCCCAGAAGACACCUGCUGACCCAAAACUGAAAACUCUAAGUCAAACCAAAAAAAACAAAGAAUCUGAUAGCUCACUCUCUGGUAACAGUGAUGGCGGAGAAGAAUUAUGUGAAGAGGAGAAGGAAUAUUUUGAUGAUAGCACAGAAGAAAGGUUUUACAAGCAGUCUUCCAUGUCUGAAGAUAGUGAUAGCGGUGAUGACUUCUUCAUUGGGAAAGUCAGACGGACACGAAAGAAGGAAAGUAGUUGUCAUUCUUCAGUUAAGGAACAAAAACGACUCGAAAAAGUGUUUCUUAAAGAAGAUACAGGUGAAACUCAUGGGGAUACAAGAAAUGACAAAACCAAGCCAAGUACAGAAACCAGAAAGUUAGAAUCAGUGUUUUUCCACUCUUUAUCUGGAUCUAAAAGCUCUAGAAGAAAUUUCAAAGAACAGGCUCCAAAAACAAGAUCCCUAGAUUUUCCACAGAAUGAGCCUCAGUUCAAGAAUCAGUUUAAUAAGAAGCUAUCAAGAAGACUUGAAAAUACAAAACAGCAAUUGCAGCUGCCUCUUCAUCCUUCAUGGGAAGCAAGCAGAAGGCGAAAAGAACAGCAAUCUAAUAUUGCUGUGUUUCAGGGGAAAAAAAUUACGUUUGAUGAUUGAUUAGUGCCUCUUUCUGCGAACUUUUCCAUCUAAAAAAAAAAUGUUUUUUUAAGACAGGAUCUCAUUCUGUUGCCCAGACUAGAGUACAAUAUUGCAAUCACAGCUCACUGCAGCCUCGAACUCCUGGGCUCAAGUGAUCUUCCCACCUCUGCCUCCCAAAGGGCUGGGACUGCAAGUACACGCACUACCAUGCCCAGCUUUCUCACCCCAGGCCCUGCAGCUUUUACUUAAACUCGUAUUUGAAUAAAUCUCUUGGGGAGAAUUAUAGAAUGUUUGUUUUUCUAUUUCUUUUUUUUUUUUUUUAAGUAAAUUCAACUUAUGUUUAUAUAAGCCUUUCACAAAUCCAAUAUGUACCUAAAUUGAUUUUUAAUAAUAUCCCUCAGACUGUUUCCCUUAUGAAGUAAUUCGGGGAUUUUAGUGAUCUCAUAUUUUCUCUUUAGUGCUUAUCAUGAAAUGUGCUUCACUGGUUCAGCUCUGUUGUUUCCUUAAAAAUAAAUGUCAAUAUAUAUUUAAAAUAAUAAUGGAAACAUAGGAAAUCAUAGCUAUUUAAACCAGAUCACCCUUGUUAAAAAUCAUUCUUGUUAGCAAACUAAAAUAGUAACUUUUAUUAUGGAUGUACAGAUAAAUAAAUAUUAAUUUUAUUAUAGUUUUAA